Messenger RNA from Homarus americanus (American lobster), 603 nucleotides. RefSeq names its product keratin-associated protein 21-1-like. Bases 97 to 537 code for a protein of 146 amino acids. NCBI's taxonomy places the organism in Eukaryota, Metazoa, Arthropoda, Malacostraca, Decapoda, Nephropidae. The record is from RefSeq and is a predicted model, not a curated record. The transcript has 3 exons.
CGGUGAGGGGGUUAGGGCGGGGCCAGACUCCGCGUUGUAUAUAUAGAGAGGCGAGAAUACUGUCUGACACAGCCGCUUCGCUACCGACAACCAACCAUGAGGACUCUGAUCGUUGUACUGUUGGCCGCCUUCGUGGCAGCAGAGCAGAAGCGCGAGGCUGAGCCCUCAUACGGCCUCACUAACUACGGCCACGGUUAUCGUUACGGACAUGGGCACAGCUACGGCUACGGACCAGUGGCAUCUUACCACCCCUACGGCCUCCAUUCCGCCAGCCACUCCUACAACCAUAUCCUUCACAAGCGUGAUGCUGAACCUUCCUACGGUCCCGGGUAUGGCUACGGACAUACCGUUGGUUACGGCCAUGGCUAUGGACAUGGACAUGGAUAUGGCCAUGGAUAUGGCCAUGGUUAUGGCUUCGGACAUGGUAUUGGAAAGAGAGCUGCUGAGCCCAGCCAUAUCUAUGGUUACUCUGGGCACGGGUACGGUUACCGCCCUGCGUAUGGCCACUCCUACCAACACAGAUACGGCUACUAUUAAAACUCUUCUGUCGGCUACUAUUAAAACUCUUCUGUCAUGUUGCACUGAAAUAAAACUAAACUUUCA